This is a messenger RNA of Podarcis raffonei (Aeolian wall lizard), 1630 nucleotides long. Its product is annotated as cytoplasmic phosphatidylinositol transfer protein 1-like. Gene Ontology annotation, biological process: phospholipid transport. The coding region runs from base 395 to 1330 and encodes 311 amino acids. Gene Ontology annotation, molecular function: phosphatidylinositol binding; phosphatidylinositol transfer activity. NCBI's taxonomy places the organism in Eukaryota, Metazoa, Chordata, Lepidosauria, Squamata, Lacertidae. The transcript is spliced from 10 exons. The record is from RefSeq and is a predicted model, not a curated record. Gene Ontology annotation, cellular component: cytoplasm.
UCUCUCCCCUAGGGGUCGUCGGAGGAGGCGGCUACCCAAGAGGGCUGGGCUGGACGGCGGCCGGCUUCGGAAAAGGGCUGUGCAAAAGCGGCGCUCUCGAAGGUGCAGGAGCGCAUCGCUCUCCCCUCUCCCCGUUCCUCCUACGGCAGCGGGCAGCUCUCUGGGCCCGCAGCCACAGGCACGUGCGGCGGCUGCGAGGGAGGAUCGCCGGGGAGGAAGGGGAACUGGUUGGUCGUGAAGAAGCCGGCUCAGCUGGGCAACCCGCGUCCGGGAUGCAUCUUUCCCCAAGGGAUCCUCAGGGGCCACUUGGCUUGUGAAGAGCCCCCGUUUCCACUGGAGUGUGCUGUGCAACGAGGGUCCACCCAGCCCGGCGCCCAGAGAGACGGCAGGCAGCAUGCUGGUGAAAGAGUAUCGGAUCUGCAUGCCCCUCACCACCGAAGAGUACCGUGUUGGGCAGCUGUACACCAUCAGCAAGCACAGCCACCAAGAGAGUGACAAAGGGGAAGGUGUGGAAGUGGUGAAGAAUGAGCCCCACGAAGACCCUGUCCACGGCUGUGGCCAGUUCACCGAAAAACGUGUGCACCUCUCCAGCAAGCUGCCUAGCUGGGCUCGCGCUGUGACGCCACGAAUAUUCUACAUCACAGAGAAGGCCUGGAACUAUUACCCGUACACAAUCACAGAGUACACGUGCUCUUUCCUGCCAAAGUUCUCUAUCUACAUAGAGACCAAGUACGAGGACAACUGCGGAGACAGCACAAAUAUCUUCCACAAGGAAAACAUAUUGGGAGACCACGAUGUGACAUUCCUGGACAUCGCCUUUGAUGAAAUCCCAGAGCGCUACUACCGGAGCCUAGAGGAUCUCCGGUACUUCAGCUCGACCAAGACUGGCCGUGGCCCACUGCGGGAGGGCUGGCGAGAGCACACCAAACCCAUCAUGUGCUCCUACAAGCUGGUGACGGUCAAGUUUGAGGUGUGGGGGCUGCAGACACGGGUGGAGCAGUUUGCUCACAAGGCCAUCCGGGACAUCUUGCUGAUCGGCCACAGGCAAGCUUUUGCCUGGGUGGACGAGUGGUGUGGGAUGACGAUGGACGAGGUGCGCCUGUACGAGAAGGAAACCCAGGAGGCGACCAACGAGAUUGUUGGCAUGGCGGAGCCCACCUUCACCCUCAGCGGAAUGCGCCUGCCCCCCAACACCCAGAGCGCCCCUUCCACUCCCCUCAGCGGCGACGCGCCGGACUUCCUCAGUGUGCCCAAGGACAGACCGCGGAAGAAAUCUGCCCCAGAGAUGCUGUCUCUGCCGGUCCUGAGGGAGCGUGCCAACGCAGAGUGACGCCUGGCCCCACAAGGCUUACCCCAGCUCCUGUUUUGCCACCCCUUCCUUCGUCAAAGAGACUUGCCCCCCACACACUUCAUUUCCACAGGAAGGCAUGUACCUUGCUUUCGUCUGGUUUUUUAAAAGAAAUUAUUUAUGUGUGGGUUUUUUUUUUUUUUUAAUGACCUUUCUGAGUUUCUCUUUGUCCUGAACUCGGCAACACCCACCUGCUGGACUGAGGAAAGGCCUACGACUUGUGGCCCGCCACUCCCCCGGAUUUCAGCAGCUCUCUUGAAAAGUAAACCUUUCUGACUUGUU